AUGAAUUCACGUUCGAGCUUUCAGACGUCUUCUAUCGAGCAACCCUCUAAAUCUACCGUCCUAGCUCCCCAAUCAGCAAACACCGCUGCUCUGCUGGCUUCGUAUGCUGCACAAGGUCUCGAAGUUCUUGCUGUGAUUGAAUCCGACCCGUCCACCUUCCUUAAGUUCUCUAACAUGCCAAUGGAGUUGAGACUGAAGGUUUGGCACUACAAUUUUAAGGAAGCCAAGGCUGUAUGCGUCGAGCAUAUGGUUUACAAGACGGAUGUUAACGAUGAUUCUACUAAGGCAUUCCUUCUCGAGGACAAGAGAGCUCUGCCGGUUGCACUCCACGUCAACCCUAAAGUUAUGUACUGUGGUCUUCGACCUCUCUGUGCCAAGUUUUCGGACGUCUUCUGGGUCGAGUUUAUCACUUUGAUGAACAACACUGAUGAUAUAUACGACUGGUUAUUCGCUUUGAAAAAAGCCAAGCUAGGUCUCCUCGAACUUAUUACCAAGCUUGAAGUCCGUGGGACUUUCACCGAGUGGUUCUUCGUCGGUCAGUUGCUUAUUAAUAAGAAGGAGUGCUUGAAUAGUGGUGACCCCGAUCCUCUCCAAAAGAUGAAAUUCGCCUCACUCUCGCUUUUCCAAGCUUUGAAGGAGAUAAACUUCACAGGAAUAAGUGGCGAUAAGGAUUGGGAGACAGUUCGUGGAAAGAUGAAUUUGGAGCAGCUGAAGGCCUGGAUCGUUAUUGUCUUGGAGAAGUCUAAGCAUUUCUUCAAUAGCAAGACGGCUCCUACCGUAACCUUCCGUCCUUUCAAGACCUUUCAACAGGUUAUCGAUGAAUAA
Cadophora gregata is the source of this 825-nucleotide messenger RNA. RefSeq lists its product as uncharacterized. The transcript has 4 exons. The record is from RefSeq and is a predicted model, not a curated record. Bases 1 to 825 code for a protein of 274 amino acids. Lineage: Eukaryota; Fungi; Ascomycota; Leotiomycetes; Helotiales; Ploettnerulaceae.